UGUCGAUAAAAUGGGAUUCAUGCUGUUGUCAUGUAUAAUCCUUCUCAAGCUCACAAUCGCACAAGCGUGGUGUCCGGGCUCCAACCUAUUAUGGAAGUCCCCGCAGCCAGAGCAGAUUCACCUUUCACUUACAGUGAGACAAUCUUCCCCCAGGGGACCCCUCCGAGAUGAUGGUCACGUGGGCCACCAUGGCGCGGACCAAUAACAGCUUCGUGGAGUUUGGCUUGAGGGGUCAACCGCUAGGCAGUAAGGUCGAUGCCGAAGUUUCCAAGUUCAGGACGUGCGGAGUGAAAAAGCGCACAAUCUGGAUCCACCGAGCCAAACUCGAGGGACUGGUGCCCAGUGAGGGAUACGAUUACCGGUGUGGCGGGGACCACGGAUGGAGUGCAAUCUACACUUUUAACGCGUCCAAUGCUGGUUCGGAUUGGUCGCCGAGUUUUGCAGUGUAUGGUGACCUCGGGGUCGGGAACCCUAUGGCUCUAGCUAAACUUCAGCGAGAAGUUCAGUCCGGGCACUAUGACGCGAUACUUCACAUAGGAGACUUUGCAUACGAUAUGGCUUCGGAUAUGGCGAGGGUAGGCGAUACGUUCAUGAACCAGAUCGAGACUAUGGCGGCAUACACACCAUAUAUGGUCUGCCCCGGAAAUCACGAGCAUGCGUGCAAUUUCUCCGACUACAGAAAAAGAUUCAGCAUGCCCGGCGGGACCGAGGGAAUCUUUUACAGCUGGAAUAUCGGUCCAGCUCACAUCAUAAGCUUCAGCACCGAGGUGUACUACUUCCUUCAGUUCGGGAUUGAACAACUUGUGCAACAGUACAAAUGGCUGCAGAAAGAUCUAGAGGAGGCGAAUCUGCCACAUAACCGCGCCCAGAGGCCCUGGAUCAUCACGAUGGGGCACCGCCCCAUGUACUGCUCCAACAUCGUGGGAGACGGCUGUCAAAACCACGAGAACGCGAUUCGCACUGGUAUAACCUCAUUAAAGCUUUUUCCGUUAGAGGAGCUUUUCUAUAAACACGGUGUUGAUCUUCAGCUAUACGGCCACGAGCAUUCUUACGAGCGUCUUUAUCCUGUUUAUCAGCAUAAGAUAUACAAGGGCUCUGAAGAGGAGCCAUACACAAACCCAAAAGCGCCCGUACACCUUACUUCCGGGUCAGCGGGUUGUAAAUACUGUCAUGAUAGCUUCAAACGUGACUACGGGCCGUGGACGGCGUUUCGUUCACUGGACUAUGGUUUUACAAGAAUGAAAAUCCACAAUAACACACACUUGUACUUCGAACAAGUCAGCAUAGACAAGGAUUACGAGGUCAUUGAUAAAGUCUGGCUCAUUAAGGACACCCAUGGGCCCGCAAGUUUCCAAGAUGCGCCGCAGACAUCCAGUCAGCAGCCUUCCGAUAAGAAGAUGCGCGUGAACAAAAUACGCAACUCGGGAUCAGAAAUUUCUCAAGCAGUCACCGAUAUGAUUAAGAACUAUUACUCCAAACUUAAAGGGGUCAAGGAUCCUUACUUAUGAAUUCAAUAAUAACUUGCGCGUUUAGUAAAUUAAAAGCGUUAGUAUUUGGUUUUA
Nematostella vectensis (starlet sea anemone) is the source of this 1562-nucleotide messenger RNA. Its product is annotated as acid phosphatase type 7. The record is from RefSeq and is a predicted model, not a curated record. Gene Ontology annotation, molecular function: metal ion binding; acid phosphatase activity. NCBI's taxonomy places the organism in Eukaryota, Metazoa, Cnidaria, Anthozoa, Actiniaria, Edwardsiidae. Bases 168 to 1508 code for a protein of 446 amino acids. The transcript is spliced from 13 exons.